CUCACUACUUUAAACAUUAAAUUGUUGACUUCAAAGAACUGGCUUCUUCACACUCGCUUCUCUUCUUUCAACUCAUAUUUGUAACGCUUUCUAUCAUUCAGACCUACACAAAUCUACAACCGUCAAAAUGAAGACUUCCAACGCCUUUUGUGUCAUCUCAUUUGCAGCUCUGUCAGCUGGCUCCCCCCUUCCUCAGGCUACUUCGGCAUCGUCUUGCACGACCUAUACUCUCCUCUUCGCCCGCGGCACCACCGAGACGGGCACACUCGGUACCAUAGUUGGCCCUGGCUUAGAGAAAUCUGUCGAAUCCACUCUAGGUGCAACCGAAGUCACUGUUCAGGGUGUCGCGUACGCAGCCGACGUGGCCGGUAUUGCCGAGGAAGUGACUGGAUCUGGCCCUGGUUCUGUCGCAAUGGCCCAGGAGGCCGCAACAGCACUCUCCAGCUGUCCAGACACGAAAUUGAUACUCACCGGCUACAGCCAGGGAGCAAUGGUUGUUCACAACGCGGCAACCAAACUCAAGAGUUCGAGCCAAAUUUCAUCCGUUGUUGCGGCGGUCACCUUCGGCGACCCAUACAAGACUGAACUGCCUGCAGGCAUUGCCACGGCUGAUUUCCACACCUUUUGUGCUACAGGCGAUGAAGUCUGCGCUUAUGGCGUAGGCACUUGUGCGGGCUCAGGCGGCUGUACGUCAAGCAGCACAUUGGGCCAUCUUGGGUACGGAGCCGAUGUGGACGCAGCUGCGUCUUUCAUCCAGUCGGCUGUCAAUGGGAGUAGCACCAGCUCCACGGCUUCUGCUGCCUUGGCUGCCACAACGACUGCCGUUGCGCUUAGCUCAGACGCUGGUGCCGUAUCUGGCUUGGAUUUGGACAGUGCACUGGGUUCACUGCCUACAGAUUUAAGUGACUUGGGCUUCAGCAUCCCUACGGCAAUUCCAACGCUAGGGUCUGGUGUGGGCUCCAGUUUUAGCAUUCCUGCAUUCAGCAUCCCUGCUGCUUUGCCCACUAGCCUUUCUGGGCUUGGUAUUGGCGGGCUGUAAGGACAUGUCAUGAAAGGUCAAUCCUAAGCAACAAUUCUUGUCCAGCCUGUUAUGUGAGCUUUUCGAUCUUACUUGCUUAGCAAGUUAAUAUGUGGAUGGAAUUAGGGUUCGGCAUACGAUGAGUUAUUCUUGUACAGAAAGAAAAGGCAGCUAAAACAUUCCUAGGGGGAUACAUUAACUCAGUUGCAAGGGUAUGAAAAGGGUCUUCCUAUGGUCGAAGGCUUGCUACAUCCCUUCUUCUUUUAAGUUCAGUAGAUAUACAAGAAACAAUUUGAGCAGAACAUUGUCCCCAU
This is a messenger RNA of Cryphonectria parasitica EP155, 1332 nucleotides long. RefSeq names its product family 5 carbohydrate esterase. The transcript is spliced from 3 exons. Gene Ontology annotation, molecular function: cutinase activity. Gene Ontology annotation, biological process: carbohydrate catabolic process. Lineage: Eukaryota; Fungi; Ascomycota; Sordariomycetes; Diaporthales; Cryphonectriaceae. The coding region runs from base 128 to 1039 and encodes 303 amino acids. Gene Ontology annotation, cellular component: extracellular region. The record is from RefSeq and is a predicted model, not a curated record.